Messenger RNA from Manduca sexta (tobacco hornworm), 1119 nucleotides. RefSeq names its product THAP domain-containing protein 1-like. Gene Ontology annotation, molecular function: sequence-specific DNA binding. The coding region runs from base 492 to 1028 and encodes 178 amino acids. The transcript is spliced from 3 exons. The record is from RefSeq and is a predicted model, not a curated record. Lineage: Eukaryota; Metazoa; Arthropoda; Insecta; Lepidoptera; Sphingidae.
CUUACUACGUUUGACAUUAAUACUGAAAAGAUAUUUUAUGCUUAUAAUGUAAAGUUCAUUUUGCAUUAGCAAUAGAUGUAAGGCAAAAACGGUCUCGAAAGAGAAUCACUUUUUGGUAGCCGUGUCCCUCUCGCACAUGUUGCCAACGUUCAUUACCUUCUAAAUUAAUAAUAUUAAUGGCAGUAUUAGUACAUAAAUAAAAAAAUCUAUAUUAGACUACAGUAAUAAAAAAUAAAAUAAAAUAAUAUUGUCUGCUUAAAUCCUUAGAUCCUAUACUUUAUUAUGUUACAAAUUUAAUAAAUGGAAUUAUUAUAGCAGUCGUAUAGUAGAAGUUAUUGUAGUUUACGUUUCGGCAACACCGUGAACUGAAAAAAUGAAUGAAUUCUAUUGAACAAAAUGGCGUUUGUUUACAUUUGUGGUUUGAUGAUAAAGAAGGAUUGAAUAACUUUUAAGCUAGCUUUUUUUUAUAUCGUAGAAGUUACUGCGUAAUUAUGGUGAAUACUUGUGUUGUAAGAGGUUGUAAGCAAGAAUCCUAUCCAGGUUGUGAAAUAUCCUUUCAUAGGAUUCCAGUUAAUAAAGAGUGGAGGGCCUUGUGGGUUGAUGCCAUGAACCUUGACACUAAUGUGACAAAAACUGCAUGUGUUUGUAGCUUACAUUUUACUGAUGAUGCGUAUUUAACAGUAGCUAAGAAUAAGUCAAAGCCACAAGCAGUUCCUUCAGUAUUGCCUAAGAUAGUUCCAGAAAGCAAAAAAUUUACAGUUCUGCGUAUUCAAAAGUUGAAAGGAGGAUCUUUUGUACAUACUUCAUAUUCUAGUCAUAUCACAGUAGUAGGAACUUCUUAUGAACGAAGAGGACCUUCUAGUAAACGGGAUGAUGUAGAAAUGUCUGGUGAACCGCCCAAUAAAAAAAACAAAAUGGAAGAAUCAAGCAAUAAAUAUUAUAUAUUGGUUACCCAUUGUGUUUUAUUUCCUACAAUGUUGGUUACAGAUUUAGAAAUCUUUAAAUCUCAAAUUUUAUCGCAUUUAUAAUUAAAACGGUAAGUGUAAUCUAUACAACAAUAAAUAAUUUUGUCCUAUAUUUUAAUGUCUCAUUGUCACCAUAUUAGACAAGGACACAGCU